AUGGAUGAUAAUUCAAAACAUGAAGGUUAUAUUAAUGAAGAUAAUUGUGAAAAAUUAAAAAACAAAGCAAAUAAUCCAAAUUAUAACAGAAAUAAUAAUAACAAUGUAACAAAAUAUGAUAAUAUGGAAGAAGGGAAUUAUAAUUUUGUCGAUAAUACAAAAAAUCUUGAAAAAAUGAACAUUCCACUGAAUAAGGGGUUAAAUGAAAACUCACAAAUAAACCAACUUGAUAAUAAUAAACCAAAUAAAAGAAAAAAAAGGACAAAAAAAUGUAAUGAUAAUAAAGAAUUGUUUAAACCUUCAAAUCAAAUGGUUAGGAUAAAUUAUUUAUUACAAGCAUCAUUCCUAAUUAAUAAAUUUAGUCCUAAUUUAUCAAGAAAAUAUAUUAAAACAAUGAGAAGACUUUCCAAUAAAUUUUUAAUAAAAUAUGAUAAAAAUUUUAAAAAGCUAUUUUGUAAAAAAUGUAAUUCAGUUUUUAUUCCCAAUGUUACUUGUGAUACAUUUGUUAACUCAUUGAAUAUACAAAAAAAAAAUAAAAAGAAUAUUGUUAAAGAUUCUAUAAAUAAAAAUGUAAAGCAGCGAGACGAAUGUUUAGUAUCAUAUCAGUGUAAUCAUUGCCAACACAUCACCAAAUUUGUUUAUGAAACUACUCCACCAGUUCCUAUUGAAAAUGAGAAUCCCACAACAGUAUAA
This is a messenger RNA of Plasmodium yoelii, 693 nucleotides long. Its product is annotated as ribonuclease P protein subunit RPR2, putative. Gene Ontology annotation, cellular component: nucleolar ribonuclease P complex. The coding region runs from base 1 to 693 and encodes 230 amino acids. The transcript has a single exon. The record is from RefSeq and is a predicted model, not a curated record. Gene Ontology annotation, biological process: tRNA processing. NCBI's taxonomy places the organism in Eukaryota, Apicomplexa, Aconoidasida, Haemosporida, Plasmodiidae.